AGAGAAUGUAAGUGAUGGGAGGCUGCUGUUGUAAAAUGGGAUUUAUCACAGGGGGGCCUAAUGAGGCGAUUGUUGUAUCUGGAUGCUUUCAUAGCCGGCCGAAACUAGUGGUUGGUGGUUGGGCUUUUGUUUGUCCAUGCGUGCAGAAGAUACAACGUCUCUCUUUGAAUCUAAUGACCCUUCAGGUGUAUACCCCUCGAGUUUACACUGUGCAUGGUGUACCUCUCUCAGUCACCGGUAUUGCUCAGGUCAAGAUUGCAGCUAACAACGACGACAUGCUCCGAGCUGCAGUGGAACAGUUUAUUGGCAAAACAGACAAAGAAAUAAAAGAAAUUGCCAGAAUAACCCUAGAAGGACAUCAGCGCGCUAUUAUGGGAGCAUUGACAGUUGAUGAGAUAUUUAAGGACAGGAAAAAGUUCUCUGAACAAGUGUUUGAUGUUGCAUCAACAGAUCUAGUUAAUAUGGGAAUACAGGUUAUAUCGUUCACUCUCCGGGAUAUAAAGGAUGAGGAGAGUUAUAUGGAGAGUAUGGGACAGGCAAGAACAAGUGAAGUUCUGAGAGAUGCAAGGAUUGGUGAGGCUGAGUGCACCAGAGAUAGUCUAAUUGAUACAGCACUCUCUGAGGAAUCAAGAAUGGCAGCAAGACUUUUCAAUGAUACUCAAAUUGAGAGAUAUAAAAGAGAUUUCUUGUUGAAAAAGGCCGAGUAUGAUAAAGAAGUUGAAACAGCUAGAGCUGAAGCAGAACUGGCCUAUAGACUUCAGGCAGCAAAGAUCCAGCAACGUAUAGCAGAAGAGACUAAGAAUAUAGAUAUAGUUGAGAGACUAAAACAAAUUGAGAUUCAAGAACAAGAAAUCCUCAGGUACAAUCAUCACUCACACAUUUGUAUUGUUAUGGCAAUUGCAAACAGAACAAAGCUUAUUGAGGAGGCGAAUGCUGAGGCGGAGGCUAUAGCAUUGAAAGGAGAUGCCGAGGCAUUUGCUAUAUCCGUCAAGGGGAAGGCAGAAGCAGAGCAAAUGGCUAAAAAGGCGGAUGCAUACGGAGAGUACAAAAAAGCGGCAAAGAUUGCCAUGUGGAUGGAAGCUUUACCUGGCCUAGCAGCUGAAGUUGCUGCUCCUAUCUCACAAACUAACUCCAUUAAGAUGAUAAUGGACUGUGAGGGUAAGCCUGGGGAGACUGCCGGACCUGCUGCUUUAACAAAAGAGAUAUUAGAAAUUAUGUGUUCGAUCCCAGAGAAAGUAACAGAAGUGUCGGGCCUGCCAAGCUACCUUCUUCAAGAUCUUAAAGUUCAAUAAACUUAAGUCUUAAAUUAAAGGCACUGUCGUUGUUCUUAAAAUUUGAUACAUGUCCGACUUGUGCUGGUGCACUUUUUUGCUGAAGGGCAAACUCCAGAUCGGACAUAACUAUUA
Messenger RNA from Eurytemora carolleeae, 1406 nucleotides. Its product is annotated as flotillin-1. Gene Ontology annotation, cellular component: plasma membrane. Bases 15 to 1292 code for a protein of 425 amino acids. Gene Ontology annotation, biological process: protein kinase C signaling; positive regulation of endocytosis; protein localization to plasma membrane. Lineage: Eukaryota; Metazoa; Arthropoda; Copepoda; Calanoida; Temoridae. The record is from RefSeq and is a predicted model, not a curated record. The transcript has 17 exons.